This is a messenger RNA of Cucurbita pepo subsp. pepo (vegetable marrow), 408 nucleotides long. The record is from RefSeq and is a predicted model, not a curated record. NCBI's taxonomy places the organism in Eukaryota, Viridiplantae, Streptophyta, Magnoliopsida, Cucurbitales, Cucurbitaceae.
AUGACUUUUAAAGCCAGUGUGAACCCUCCCGGUGGUGUUUGGCGACAAGACAUUGCAAGUUCGGAAAAUGGGACAGUUCAUUUAACUGGAACUGCAAUUAUGGCAUAUCGACAACCAAUAUUGUACUUGAUUUACUUAAUGGCAAAUGUGGUCUCGUUCAUGGCAUCUGUGAUUUUCACGGUGUUGAGUUUACUUUGCCGGGGGACAGCGGGUGGCACUACCAGCGGAGGAGGUGCUCAUUUCGGCGGUGCUGGCCAUGCUGGAGGAUUGCAUCAUGGACAUGCCGCCCUACACCACGCAGGAGACCAUUUUGGAGGUGGAGGACACGAUCACGGCGGCGGCGGCGGUGGUGGAGGUGGAGGACACGAUCACGGCGGCGGUGGCGGUGGUGGAGGCGGCGGCUGUUGA